Messenger RNA from Eucalyptus grandis, 1295 nucleotides. RefSeq lists its product as hypothetical. Lineage: Eukaryota; Viridiplantae; Streptophyta; Magnoliopsida; Myrtales; Myrtaceae. Bases 10 to 939 code for a protein of 309 amino acids. The transcript is spliced from 8 exons. The record is from RefSeq and is a predicted model, not a curated record. Gene Ontology annotation, molecular function: S-adenosylmethionine-dependent methyltransferase activity.
GGCAGGACGAUGGCCAAUUAUCUCCAACUCAGUCCACACCCGACCGCUCGCAUUUUGGCGGGCGUACGUUCGCUUCCUCCUCCUCCUGCGGCUCAGCUUCUCCCGACCUGCAACGCGUUUGCCGGACGCAAGGCCGCCGCCUUCAGACCCGCGCGGCGCUUCGUUCUAGGCCUCGGGGCCUCGUUCUGGGCUCAGUCCAUGGCCACGUCCGGCGCGUUCGGCGGGAAGUCCUUCCUCGCCUCCGCAAGGCCUUCUUCGAACGUCGAGCAGGUAUUGAAGAAUGCGGAAUGGCCAGAACAAUUUCCCUUCAAAGAGGAGGAUUUUCAGCGCUUUGACGAAUCUUCUGAUUCCCUGUUCUACGAGGCUCCUCGUUUCGUGACACAUAUAGACGAUCCAGCCAUUGCUGCACUCACUAAGUUCUACUCAAAGGUCUUACCUCGUAGCAACAGUCCCGGAGUCAGCAUCCUUGAUAUGUGUAGCAGUUGGAUAAGCCAUUAUCCAGCAGGAUACAAGCAAGAGAGGAUAGUAGGAAUGGGAAUGAAUGAGGAAGAGCUCAAGCGAAAUUUGGUCCUAACUGAGUACAUUGUCCAAGACUUGAAUGUGAAUCCUAAACUUCCAUUUGAAGAUAAUUCCUUUGACGUCAUCACCAAUGUGGUCAGUGUUGACUAUCUGAGUAAGCCUCUUGAUGUUUUUAAGGAGAUGUCUCGGAUUCUUAAGCCAGGAGGCCAGGCAAUAAUGAGUUUCUCCAACCGUUGCUUUUGGACCAAAGCAAUCUCGAUAUGGACAUCAACAGGUGAUACAGAUCAUGUUUUGAUUGUUGGGUCGUACUUCCAUUAUGCAGGAGGAUUCGAGCCUCCUCAGGCUGUGGAUAUUUCUCCAAACCCUGGGCGAUCAGAUCCAAUGUACGUAGUGUACUCAAGAAAGGCCUUGACGGCUUGAGAUUCAAGAGCGCGCGAGGCAUCGCCCUUUCCAAAGUAGGGAGAAGAAGUAAGAUGGCCUUCAACCGAUGCAUCUUCAGAUGGCCGCUACCACUCAUAAUUCGCCAGGACGACGCAUUCUAUGAGGUAUAUAGCCACUCAUUGUACUUUUGGGUGCACCAAAAAAUAGGUGAUCUUAGAGGCCAGUUAACUAUUGGCAUUUUAUUGUGUAAGUGAUUAUCAACUCUUGCCAUUAGAGUUGAUGCUGUUAGGUAUACAUUGAAUCAAUUUUGUGUUUAUUUGCAACUCAUGUCAUAUUAAAGAGUGUCAUGUGGUUUUGAACGUUAGUAAGAAAUGAGUUCCCUCAGCAUCCUAGCA